UUGUCAUAUUAUUCUCCAAUCUCCAUCCUUGUACUUUUAUUCAUUUAUUUAUUUUUUAUGAAUGUUCUUCUUGGUGUGAACGAAAUCUAAAAGUGGUACACUAUGCUAAUACAAUGAGAAGUUUAUAUUAACCAUUUAUGUCAAAACCACCUACAGCCAUUAUGAGCAAUAUAUCUAAUAGCAUGUUACAUUUUUCUUGUUCUAAUGUAAUGAAAUUUCAAGGGAAAAGUUCAUUGCUAUUGCUUCUUCUGCUGUUCAUCACCCUUCAUCUUGGGUGUUCUCAAACUUCUGUUUAUAAUUGUGUCCUUGAUAUUCAAUUUUCUUCUGCAUUGACUAGUCCAAAUUGUGAUUUGUACAAUUGGGGAGGGUUUAUCAAUGGCUGUUGUGGACAAUAUUUUGGUGAUUACCUAUAUGCUUUGGGGCUGAGGGCAAACCAAACUGGAAAAAUAUUCUUGAAUUCCUCAGAACAGAAAAAUUGUUUAGCAUCAAUAGAAGCUUUUGAGAAAAAUUUCACUUGUUAUGGGAUAGAGAAGCUAACAAGUGGCGGUGGUGGUUGCUCUGAUUUCACUGUCACAGACGUUAUUAAUCAGCUUGGAGACAACUUUAGGAGAUUGGAUGAAGAUUGCAUUUCUUUGAACAUAAAUAGCAGGCCAAAUGAAACUUGCACUAAAUGUUUGAAAGCAUGGGAAGAUAUCAGUGAAUCAGAAACUACAAGGGGAUUGGAAUCAGCAAAUAAUAGUGCUUAUCUUUGUAGGUUUGCUGAACUUGUCUCAGUAACAAGCACAAGAAUUUAUGAUAGGGAAUCAAUUCAGGAAGUGUAUAAAUGCCUUGGGAAAUAUACCCUUUCUACAGUUAACCAAGAAGUUAAGGCUAGGGGCAAUGCUAAUAUCAAAACAGGCCUCUGGAUUGCCUUUGGCAUAACAGGAGUUAUAGUUGUGGUGCUUCUUGCGGCACUUACAUCAUCUGUCACAAGAAAAAGAGCUCCAAUCUUACAAGAUGAGUCUGAUCCAACGUCACUGAAGAUAACUUUGAGGGAAGUUUAUGUAGCAACAAACAAUCUCAGCGCUUCAAAUUUCAUAGGCCAAGGCAUAGCCGGAAAAGUGUACAAAGGUGUACUCUCCAACAAUCAAGCUGUUGCAGUGAAGCAUAUCACCAAUGAAGGUUACAUGGAGACAUUUGUAAGAGAAGUGAGAAGCCUUUCCCAUGUAAGACAUCAAAAUCUAGUAGCUUUGUUGGGAUACUGUGAAAGUGAAGCUGAAUGCUUCCUAGUGUAUGAGCUAUGCCACAAAGGAAACCUCUCAGAGUGGCUAUUUGGCACUGGUAAAGUUCUCUCAUGGAUUCAAAGACUAGAGAUUGCCAUUGAUAGUGCAAGAGGUCUUGAGUUUCUACACACCUACCCAGUUGGCUGCAUAGUUCACCGUGACAUAAAGCCAUCAAACAUUCUUAUUGAUGCCAACUUCCAAGCAAAGCUUUCAGAUUUUGGGUUGUCCAGGGUUAUGGACCUUGGUCAAUCCUAUGUCAGCUCUGAAGUAAGAGGAACAUUUGGUUAUAUUGAUCCUGAAUAUAGGACAAAUCACCAUGUAAAAGCCUCAGGAGAUGUCUACAGCUUUGGAAUAGUGUUACUGCAACUUCUCUCAGGACAACGGGUCCUUAACAUUGAUCUCCAGAGACCAAUGUCCCUGGGUAAAAUGGCCAGAGAUGUUGAGAGAAGAGGUGAUAUUUCAGAAUUUGCUGAUCCUAAACUCAAAGGGGAGUACUCUGUUGAAGCGUUUGACAUCGUACUAAAGCUGGCUUUGUCUUGCAUAGGGCUCAAGCGACAAAGGCCCUCUAUAGAACAAGUGUUAUAUAGCCUAGUAAAGGCACUCGAUAUCUCAUCAUAACUAAAAUCUUCUGUAAACUGAAGAGUAUAAAUAAGGGCUGAAAACUGUUAAAAAGAAAGAGUAAUGAUCAAGUAUUUUUGUGUAGUACAAAGGAUGAUACAAUCUUAUUCGGUGUUGAGUUUAGGGACUUAGUUUUACA
Cajanus cajan (pigeon pea) is the source of this 2019-nucleotide messenger RNA. RefSeq lists its product as uncharacterized. The record is from RefSeq and is a predicted model, not a curated record. Gene Ontology annotation, cellular component: membrane. Gene Ontology annotation, biological process: protein phosphorylation. Gene Ontology annotation, molecular function: protein kinase activity; ATP binding. Lineage: Eukaryota; Viridiplantae; Streptophyta; Magnoliopsida; Fabales; Fabaceae.